Botrytis deweyae is the source of this 672-nucleotide messenger RNA. RefSeq lists its product as uncharacterized. NCBI's taxonomy places the organism in Eukaryota, Fungi, Ascomycota, Leotiomycetes, Helotiales, Sclerotiniaceae. Gene Ontology annotation, molecular function: transferase activity, transferring alkyl or aryl (other than methyl) groups. The transcript has a single exon. The coding region runs from base 1 to 672 and encodes 223 amino acids. The record is from RefSeq and is a predicted model, not a curated record. Gene Ontology annotation, cellular component: membrane.
AUGCAUAACCAACUCCGAGGUGUUACGGAAGAUGCACUCAACAAAUCAUGGCGCCCACUACCGGCGGGAAGGAUUAGUGAGAAGCAGACAGCAAACAUCCUCUAUGGGGUUUAUCCUACCACGGCCGCAAUAUCUCUCUGGAUUGGUGGUUUCUAUCCCGCUUUAUUGUUACUUUCGGCCUGCCUUUGGUACAAUGGGUUUGGUGGAGACUCUCACCCUCUACUAAAGAAUUUCUUGAAUGGAGUUGGAAUCACAUGCUUCUUGGCCGGGCCCUUGGAGAUUGUCCUUCAGCAUUCUGUUAUGGCGUCUAAUUCUAAGCUCAUCGUCUGGUUAGCCAUCAUUCUGGUGACAAUCGCAACCACAAGCCACGUACAGGACCUGAGAGACAUAGCUGGGGAUAAAUUAUCUGGGCGAAGAACUGUUCCAAUUUCAAUUGGUGACAUGGAAGCGCGAGUCUUAGCCGCUAUGGGAUCUAUCGCAUUAACCUACCUAGCUUGCUGGUUCUGGGAUGCUGGCUACGGGGGUGCCAUUUCACAAACCGCAUUAUCUUUGGCUCUGUCGAAGACAUUGCUUCUGAGCCGGGAUCAGAAAUCCAAUGACUUUGUUUGGAAGAAAUUGUGGUAUUCGUGGAUGGUAAGCCUGUUCUUUGUCCCAUUGUUCAAGGGCUUUUGA